This is a messenger RNA of Paramecium sonneborni, 1045 nucleotides long. The record is from the annotation of a GenBank genome assembly. Lineage: Eukaryota; Ciliophora; Oligohymenophorea; Peniculida; Parameciidae.
UUCUAAUCAUGCGAACUGAAUCCGUCUCAUAUGAAAAAGAAAUGGACAUUAUCAAAAAAAGAUAAUCUAGAAAAGAAAGAUCUAAAUUUGAAGACAUUGUGUAAAUAUAAACAUAAUUCUAUAAAAGAGAAGAAAAUGAAAAUUAGUAAAUGACAUGUUAUGAACGUAACUUAAAUUGUUGUGGAUCAUGCUUUGGAACACUUAGAGCUUGGAUUCCAUGUUGCUUUUGUUGUUGUCCUUACCCUUAUUUCUUAGUUACUUAAGGUUAAAAAGGUUUACUUUAAAAAUUUGGAAAAUAUCAAAAAACCUUAGAACCUGGACUACAUGAAAUUAAUCCGUACGUUUUAUAUAAUAAUUUAUAGAUUUACAGAUAGAGUUAUACCUGUUAGUACUAAAACUUUGUAUAAUUAUCUAUAUAUUUUAGUAUUAUUGAUUUAGAAAGAUAACUUGUCUUAACCAAAGAUAAUAUCACUGUUAAUAUUGAUACUAUUGUAUACUAUCGAGUUGUAGAUGUAAUGAAAUCUGCUUAUAGAGUUAAAAUGAUUGUUGAAGCAGUUAAAGAAAUCACUUAUGCUGUAAUAUAUCAUUCUUAUUUUUUCUAAUAGACUUUACGUACUAUAUGUGGAGAACAUAACUUAUAGGAAAUUAUUGAAAACCGAUAAAAAAUUGCAGAUGAAAUAGAAACUUUUGUUUUCGAUGUUGUUUCUGAAUGGGGUAUUAUUUAAUUAUAUUUAGGUAUCUAUCUGGAACAUAUUUUUAUUAAGGAUAUGUUAAUGAAUGAGGAAUUGUAAAAUUCAUUGUCUAAUGCUCCAAAAGCAUAAAGACUUGCUUAAUCCAAAAUAAUUUCUGCAUAAGUAUACAUUUAUUCAUUUAUUUUAAAUAGAGUGAUGUUUCUGCUGCUAAACUUAUGCGAGAAGCUGCAGAUAUGUUAGAUUCAAGAGCUGCCAUGUAAAUUAGAUAUUUUGAUACUAUUUAAAUGAUUGCUAAGAAUCAUAAUCCUAAAAUACUUUUUCUAUCUGUAGAUUAAUAAAAUAACAAAAAAUGA